Molecule: messenger RNA, 1580 nt
Organism: Colletotrichum phormii
Lineage: Eukaryota; Fungi; Ascomycota; Sordariomycetes; Glomerellales; Glomerellaceae
Product: alpha/beta hydrolase
Exons: 2
Coding region: 248-1429 (393 amino acids)
Molecular function (GO): lipase activity
Source: RefSeq, a predicted model, not a curated record
GUCGGCCCGCUGCGGAGUCCGUCAGUGCAACAUCCCGUCUAUACCUUGGCUGGCUCACACUCUCUAGUGUUGGAUAAGGUAGGAACCUCGGCUCGCACUUGCAUCAACGCUUCGAAGCUACAAACUGCCUUAUUUAAUGGUUCCCCAGAGUACCUUACCUCUUUCGAAUUACUAAGUAAAGUGGCAAGCUCCUCUACCCACGUCAUUAGGAAACUCGGCUCCAAACACUCGGAUCAGAUCAGCAACCAUGGCCCAGGGACAACCUGGUCUCCGACCUCUCGAGAAGUUGGGUCUCAUCUUUCAUGUGCUCUGGGCUUUCCCUACCUUGUUCUCAAUCGUAGCUCUCGGGCUACCACGCGCCAUCCACCGAGGCAUCCCGCUGAGAUUCUGGCUCCUGGCCACAACUUACCGCAUCGUUCUGGGCUGCUUCAAGCCGCGCGAGAUCCAAUUCCUUGCCACUCCUACCCUCGAGGUCUACUCGGCCUGGGUCGCAAAGCAAAAGGCCAAAGAGUCCAAGAACGGCAACGUAACCGCCCUCAGCCGUCUGCACCAAGACAUCGAACCCCUCGGCACCGAGGCGGGUACCAACAAUGUCGCAACCGACGGCGGCAGCGGAAGCAUCAUGUGGCUAGGCAAUCGCAAAAAGGCCUCCAAGUUCGUCCUCUUCUUCCACGGCGGCGGGUACAUCGCCCCGCUGGCUCCGGGCCACCUCACCUGGUGCUGGGAGAGCUACGUCAACGGUGGCCCCGGCGGUGCCGAUGGAGGGGAGGUCGCCGUCGCAGUCUUGCAGUAUACCCUCUGCCCGGGCGCUACGUACCCGACGCAGCUGCAGCAGGCCGCGGCGGCCCUCAACCACCUCCUAGGGUCCGGCGUCACGCCAGAGAACCUCAUCAUUGGCGGCGACUCGGCCGGCGGAAACCUCACAGCUCAGGUUCUCUGCCAUCUCCUCCGUCCCCACCCUGAUGUCGAGCCCGUUCGGUUGACUAGCCCCCUUGCCGGCACAUUCUUGGUCUCCCCUUUCCUCUCCCUUCGCACCGAUGCCGUGACCUUCCGGGAUAAUCACCGCGUCGAUAUGCUCUCGGCGGCCAUCGUCGCCAACGGUGGCAAUUACCUCUUUGCCGACGACCACGCGCAGAAGCAAGCCACGAAUCCGCACGAGCCGCUGGCGCUGGAUGGCGAUAUGGAGUGGUUCGGGGAGAUUCACACAAUUGCCAAGUCGGUGUACGUGACCGCUGGUGCGCAGGAAGUGUUUUGCAACGAUUCACGGGUUUUUGCGGAGGCGGUCAGGAGACGGAAUCCCGGGCUGAAUGUCCAGCUUGAGGUGGCGGCGACCGAGGUCCACGAUGGGAUUCUGAUCGAGUCCGAGUUCGGGAUGAUCGGGGAUGCGUCUCAGAGGAUGAGAAGUUGGGCAUCGAAGUGUCUUUGUUGAGUUUUCGGUCGAUGAAUGAAUGCACAUGAUACCAUCGCAUUUGAUGACCGCAACAUGACAAGUGCUUGUCGGGAUUUCUGUUCUUUUCUCUGCUGCCGCGUCGUUCGUCUAGUGCGCUCGCAAGAAUAUGCCUGUCCAUUGAACUGUGGCG